AUGACAACCUCUAAACCAACCUUCGUGGUCGAACACCUGGAUCCUGAAUUGGGACCAUGGUCAACCCUAGAGUACGCCUGUAUCGCACGUGAAUCCCAUGCCCGCGGUGCACGAUUCCUACUCAGUUCCGUUCCCGCCGAGCUGCAGAUGCCCGCUGAUUUGGCUGCCACCCAGGGUCUGGAAGUUGAGCAGCGCAGUGUUGAGGAUAUCUUUGCCGAUCGCAAAGAGAAGGUUUGUCUGUUGGAUCCUUCAGCGCAGACUGAAUUGAGUCCCGAGGAUGGAAAGACUUUUGAUGUCUUCCUUUUCGGUGGCAUUUUGGGCGAUGAUCCCCCUAGAGAUCGUACCUCUGAAUUGAGGAAGAAGGGUUACGUUGGUCGUCGAUUGGGUCCUAAGCAGAUGACUACCGACACUGCUGUGCGUGUUACACGGAUGGUUGUUCAUGAGAAAGUUCCCCUUGAGGAAAUUCCCUACCUCGACUACCCUGAACUGCUCAUCAACGAGCAUGAACGCACUGAGAUGCCUUUCCGCUAUGUCAAGGAUGCCGAUGGCAAGCCUAUCAUGCCUGAUGGAAUGGUGGAUCUGAUCAAGAAUGACGCUGACAAGUCUCUCGACGACUUGAUGUAA
Messenger RNA from Penicillium soppii, 624 nucleotides. RefSeq names its product SAM-dependent methyltransferase. The transcript is spliced from 5 exons. NCBI's taxonomy places the organism in Eukaryota, Fungi, Ascomycota, Eurotiomycetes, Eurotiales, Aspergillaceae. Bases 1 to 624 code for a protein of 207 amino acids. The record is from RefSeq and is a predicted model, not a curated record. Gene Ontology annotation, molecular function: protein-arginine omega-N monomethyltransferase activity. Gene Ontology annotation, biological process: peptidyl-arginine methylation.